GGCUCUCGGCAGGAAGCCCUCAUCCUGAUCAAGGGCUCCUACCGCACGCUCAAGAUGAUCAUCCGGAGGAGGAACGUGCCCAUCAUCAGGCCCCACUCAUGGCAUCUGGCCAAGCUCUCCGAAGUCCGGACCGACGGCACCGCCAUGACCUUUCCUGCUGACCCCCUGAGUCUCUCCUGGCACUUGGGCUGCGAGACGAGUGACCUGCCUUUGCCGUGGAACCCCCUCUCUCCCCACUGCACCACGGAAAAGAACAGCUCCCUGGGGAGCAUGGAAAGUCUGGACCCAGCCGGCCAGACCUACUAUGAGGGCAGCCUGUCCCCCAUUGACCAGGCCAUGGACCAGAGCAAGCGGGACUCUGCCUACAGCUCCUUCUCAGCCAGCUCCAGCACCUCCGACUCUGCGCUGCGACCGGAGGAGACCAGCUCCGUGGACGGCGCCCAGCCCGGCCAGCUGCCGGAGCCUCGCUACCUGCAGACAGGAGGAGAGCCUGCGGGCCUUGGGGUCCGGUUGCCCUCCAGUGUCCAGUCGGGCUCUCUUCCUCGCCUGUCCAGAACGGCUGCUGCCCCUCCCCACCCGCCUGUGAGACAAGACAGUCUGCGUGCGUGUAACUCCCCGCUGGAAGACCCAAGAGCCCCGACCCACGCGGGCGGUUUGUGUCCCGAGAAUUGGUGGAACUCGGACAUCUCCCUCUGCUCCCCUGGCCGAGAUGCCCAUGGGCCUGGGGGAGCGUUGGCCACCACAGGCCCCCUGAAGGACUCUCCAUUCCCUGACCAGUACUACCUACUCAGCUCCCACACAGAGCCUCACCUUGGGAUGAAGAGGAGCCCACAAACCUCCCCCUCGUCUUUGGCUGAGAGCCCCAGAGAGCCCGCCGGAAGGAAGGGCCACGAGGUGGAGCUGAAUAACUGUGCAGAGCCUCCUUCGUCCUGGAAGGCUGCCUUGGGUGGGCCCUUCGGUCAUCGCCACAGCAUCCCAGAACACCUGCUGGUGGCCCAGCUGCAGGCCUUGGAGGUCUCCCGUGGCCAGAAGGCUCCUCGCUGGACUGUGUCUCCACUGCACAAGGAGCAGAAGGACCCGCAGGCUCCGGAGCCCUGUGGCCAGAAGCCCUGCGAGCCGGCAGAAGAGCUGGAUUCCCCCUCAACUGCAGAAGAGGGGUCCCCUUCCCCACGGGGCCCUUGCACGGCACUGGGGAGGCCCAACAACACCCUCCCGACCCGGGCUGGUUCCCCGUCACUGCCAGCGUUUGGCAAUGGCAGCACCUCCCGGCGAGACCUCCAGGCAGCCCCCUGCGUAGAUCCUUUGCCGGAGGCUGAAAGGAGCCUCCCAGCUGCCCAGAAGGGCCAGCAUCGCUCUGCACACAGCCGCCGGCGCAGUGACCGCUUCGCCACCAACCUGCGGAAUGAGAUCCAGUGGCGGAAAGCCCAGCUGCAGAAGGCCAGAGGGCCCGGGGGGCCAGGGUGCGAAGAGGAGCCUGCCCCACAAGCAGAGGAGUCCCCCGCUCACACCGCAGUCCCUGCCCCUUCUCCCCCUCCCCUAGGGGAGGGAAGGCCCCUGGGCUCCUCUGGGCUGCCAGCUGGGGUCCCCAAGCGGUGGGGCUCUGAGCUGAGUGUGUUUGGGGAGGAGAGAGCUCCAAGCAGCCCCCAGAGGACACCCAAAGAGAAGCCGGUGGCCCGUGCAGGGGGGUGGGGAGGCGGCCGCUGGCGCUGGUCCCCGGAGCACAAGCUCCAGCCUCAGGAGUCCGAGCCGGGGCCGUCCGCACAGCUGCCCUUGGAGGAAGACGGCCUCUUGCCUUUUGCCGACCGGCGAAGGUUCUUUGAGGAGACGAGCCACCCGCUGCCCGCCAGGCCCUAUGGCUCUCUGCAGGGCAGGCUGGAGGGCAGACGGAGCCCCGAGGCAGAGAAGCCGGGAAGUGCCGAGCACGGGACCUUCCAGCGUCACUCCCUGGACCAAUCCUACCGUUGCCCACCUUCGCCUCCCGUCUACCAGGACUUCCAGCCGGAGGUUCUGAGGCUCUGCAAGUCCCUGGCUCGACCCGGAGUGGAGACGGAGCACUGGUGGGCUCUCCCGUGCUCGUGCGCCGUCCGGGAGGCCUGCGCUUACAGCUUUCAGGAGGAGUGCGCCGUGCUGCGCUCGAGGAGCAUGCCAAUGCCGCCACCCAGCCACCAUGCCCACCAUUGCCACCCUUGUUCCUGGAGCUGCCGCAGUGACUGCUGUUGCCCGGGUCAGCAGAAGCUGGUGGAGGACGGGGGUCCCUGGCAUGGAAGGAAACCUUUUCAGGGGGAAUUUCCCCCAGAUGAAUGGGAGCCCCCAGCCGUGAGCAGGGCAAGCAGCCACACUGUGAGUCAGCUCCUGCCGCACAAGGUAGCCUUCACCAGGGUCAGCCCCUUCUGGACCUGCUUCGAGCGCACCGAACCAGCUGGGCCCUCUUUCUGCCGGGCCCCAUCCACGCACAGCCUCCCCUGGGACUGCGAGCAGCCAAAGUGGGUCGCGGAGAAGGGGGGCUGGGAAGGGGGGCUCGGCGAACCUCACAAACCCCCCUUGCGCGAAAGGGCCUAUUCGGAGAGCCACCUCUGCACCGAACCUGCCAGGGUCUCUGCGAGGGAGUGGCGAGAAGCCCCGUUGGCCGAGACGCAGGAGACAGCACCAAAGUCACCAGCCUGCCAAACCAGGAGAAGGGGGCCCCCACCUCCGCGCCCUCCCCCACCCAACUGGGAGAAAUAUCGCUCAGCCCGGGCUUCACACCAACAGCUUCUCCCUGCCCAAGCCUGCCGGCCCCAUCAUGUGGAGGAGUCUUGGGCCCCGGGCCAGCCUGGCUUCGAAGCGGCCAGGCAGCGUUCUCAGAGCCUCCCUGGGGAACAGCUGUGGCCCAACAGAGCACAACUGCAGUGCCCGCGGCUGCCCGGUGCAGGACCCGUUGCCGCUCCUUCCCUCCCCGAGCAAGACAACCCCCACUAUUACUGCCACGGGUCGCCACCCAGGACCCGGGAGUGGCUGAUGGCUGAGACGAGUGACCGGAGUGUCCCAUCCAGGACGGCCAGUUCCUCGGAGGGGGCAGCUGCUGAGGAUCCUCCCCGGGUCGAGGAGCAGGAGACGCCAACCGGCAGCCCCUCAGAGCAGCCCCUCACCUGGCAUCCCCAACAGGGCACGCCUGUGUCCCAGGAUGCUGCAGGGGAGUGUCACAGAUCAGGGCCCCCUCCCUCGCGCCUGAAUUCGGAGGAGCUGAUGAGAGACGUGGCGGGCAAGGACCGCUCUCUGGCUGGAGUGCUGAGCUCUGGUUUCGGACUCCGCUCAGCAGCCGAGAUGGCCCUCCUGGAGAAGAAGCGGCAGCUGACAGCACAGCUGGAGGAUGCCAAGGAGCUGCAGGAGCACGUGGCUCAGCGGGAGCAGCUCGUCUCUGCCAGCGUCUCGCGCUGCCUGGCGCCCGAGCAACUGCAAGACUACCAGCACUUUGUGCGCAUGAAGUCCGCCCUGGCGAUCCAGCAGCGGCAGCUGGACGAUAAGGUCAAGCUGGGCGAGGAGCAGCUGCGUUGUCUCUGGGAGAGCCUGCCUCGGAGGCCCCGGAAGCCCUAGAGGAACCGGGAUCCCCCUGGUUGGCAGGAGGGCUGGCUGCAAACGGAAAGAGACGGUGCCUUUUGCCAAAGAACUGCGUCUGCCCCCUGCCCUCUCUGGCCAAGGAAGGUCGCCCACAUGCCUUCGUGGCCCCCUGCAGUUAGGAUCAAGAAAAGAUGGAAUCCUGCGUCACUGGAAUGAGGAGGCAGGGAGGGGUCUUGGCAGCCUCUCCUCAAACCACCCGGCUGGCCAGAUGAGGAGACCCCGUCCCUUCCAGGGGCCACGCAGCCUCGCCUGGACAAAGUCUCCCGCUCAUAAUACUUUCUGAGCUCCACUGCGGGGACUCGCCCGCUGCUCACCUUAAGUGCCUACAAGCCUCAAAGGGGCCUUUUCUGCCCGUGCAGGUUAUUUAUUUUUUGCUGUUGCUAUGUUAAGAGUUUCUUCCCAAGUAUACCUGGGUCAGAUGAGAGCCGGGUGGCCGAGAGCAUGGCACGGGCUGUUUCAGAGCCUGUGUGUCCACAGCGGCUCCCCCGGAGAGUCCUGCCUUGGCCCAAGGAGCCCAGCCAGUGGCAUCACAUCUUCGUUGGGUCCUGCCCGUAUCCCAACUAAGCCUGCUGCUUCAGUCUUCCCGUGGAGGGGAGCGGUCAGGCCUGAGUGGGCUCAGGUGGCUGCUGUCCGGUGGCAAAACUCUGGCAGGGAGAUCGCGCGGGAGAUGCCCCCCAGCAGCAGGUGAGGAUCAGGCCUGGGAAAGUUUUGCAGUGGUGUCUGGUCAGAGACCUAAGCCAGCGAUGGUGGAGGGACAGCAGGCAUCUGCCCCAAGCCUGCCUUUCUCAGGAGCUGGCUGCCUUAAUUUAUCCACGGGAUCAGCGGGCAAUCCAGCCCCCGUUACCAGCUCUCCCCCUCGGUCCUGGCCAGACAGCCCUGCCCUAGGCGAGGGUCUCCCUUCCAUCUUCCUAGCAUGGCCUCAAGCUGAAAUCCCCUGGCAAGGACUUGGGGGGGCGGAGGGACUGGAUAACAAGGGCUUCUCUUCCUAACCUCUCCUGUCUCCGCAGCAGAGGAAUGUCUUGGGCUCCUGCCAUGGCUAUUGUGACCCUCACAUCCUCUUCCUCUCCAUUGUCCUUGGCCCAGUGCAGGAAGCCAAAGUCUGCCUGGCUUAACCUCUGCAAUGCGGGGCUGCCUGCAACUCACCCUGACCCGUUCUCGCUUCGAGGAAGGGGAAUAAGAGCCGGGCCAGGCUGCCAUCGCAUUCCGGGCCCGGAGAGGAGUGAAAAAUCCCACUGCCUGGGCUCCCAACAAGGAGGAUGGCUUGUUCCUCUCUAACCCUCCAAGGGGGAGACAUGGUUUUUCCGGAGUAGGUUCUGAACCUCUAAAGCUGGGGCGGCAGCUCCUGAAGGCUCCAGGAGGGGACAAGGUGGCCAAGCUGAAGCCGGGGGUCCAGCCCACUUGGCCUUUGAUUGUUUCCCACCUUGGGCUCCUAAGGGGGGACUUGCCACCCUUCCUCUGAAGGGUUGAGCCGGCCUUUGUUCUUCUUUUGGGAAAUCUGGGCUUGCCCAUUGGCACCUUCUGGAAAAGUACUCGGAUAGGUCAGCCCAUAAUCGCCAACAGGUCCCUUGGGAAUUGCUCUUGGCUUCUGCUUUAGCCUCUGCUGGUCCUGGAAGGGCCCUGGGAGUGGGUGCGAGUCCACCGUUUUGGAAGCUGGAGCAGGGAAGGCAGCAGCCAAAGUCGCAAGUCAGCCCUCUUUCUGCUUUUCCCAGGUAGAUCUUGGGAAUCCACCCUGUCUUCUCCAGUCUGACCUCCUGCUGCCUGCUCUCCCUCCCCUCUCCGCAGGUAUUUCUGGCUUGCUUGAGACCAAAGCCUUUUGCGGGGAGUUGGCUGUAAAAAGCAUGGCGCAUUUAUGCGCGCUGAAAAGAGGUCACUUUGCCCAGUGACUCUCCAGGCCCAGCUUCUGGCUGUCCAACGCAGGCUCUGCGUUAAGUGGGAAGGAGCUCUGUGGGGGACCUUGGUGAUUACCAGCUUCCUCAUCCUCUUCCCCGUCUCCCACCUGCAUCUCCCCUGUAUUUGUUGGUAGGAAGAAGAUUGUUCCCUGCCCAUUUCUGCCCCUCUCUCUGCCUGGCUUGCUCUGAGCAGCUGCUCUGCCCAAGCAGCCCCUCCUCAGCGCAGGUGGAACCCAAGUGCCAGCUCUGGAGGCAUGUUGCUAUGUGAU
Thamnophis sirtalis is the source of this 5755-nucleotide messenger RNA. The record is from RefSeq and is a predicted model, not a curated record. Lineage: Eukaryota; Metazoa; Chordata; Lepidosauria; Squamata; Natricidae.